CAAAGGAUGAGGUUGGAAGAGAAGUUACAAGAAUUCGCGAACAAUUGUUGAUCCUGAUUUAGACUCAAGUUAUUUUUGUUACUAAACGUGAACGUGUGGUUCAAGUUUAAUUGGUGUUAAGUGUAUUACAAUGCUUCAAGUGGAGUAUAAUUGCGGAGUAAUUUUCGUCGAAUAAUACUCAUUUAAAAGUCAGAAAUGAGUACAACGGAAAACUGGAAAGUGGAAGAAGUUAACGGAAGUUUCCAAGGAUUUGAUUACGGGUUGCUUGUACCUAUUUCAAGCAAAACUCCUGUUGCCGAUUCCGGGGAAAUUUUCAUGCCCAUAUGGGUGAAAAUCCUCUGGACGAUUACUUUCCUGGUCAUGAUUUUAGUUGCAUCGGGAGGGAAUUGUAUAGUUAUUUGGAUUGUCAUCGCUCAUCGCAGGAUGAGGACAGUCACUAAUUACUUCCUUGUUAAUUUAAGUUUAGCCGACUUACUUCUAACAACCUUCAAUUGCAUUUUUAAUUUCUCCUACAUGAUUCAAAGAGACUGGCCGUUUGGGAGUCUUUAUUGCAUUGUUAGCAACUUUAUUGCAAACGCUACAGUAGCAGCCAGCGUAUUUACCUUGACUGGAAUUUCCUGUGACAGAUAUUUAGCAAUCGUCCAUCCGCUUAAACCACGAAUGUCUAAACGGUCCUCACUUAUCACCAUUACGUUUAUUUGGUUGGCUAGCAUGACAGUGGCUUUUCCGUGUCUGUUGUACUCAACCACAAUCACAAAUAAAUAUAAAGGGAAAGAAAGAACAGGUUGUAUUCUUAUUUGGCCAGACGGUAAAGUCGUAGGCUCUCAUUUUGACUUUGCGUACCAGAUGUUUUUUCUAAUAAUAACUUACGUAAUUCCCGUCACAUUGAUGUCUUUUUCUUACACCAUAAUGGGGAAGGAGCUUUGGGGCUCGCGCUCGAUUGGGGAGAUGACCCAAAGACAGAUCGACUCGAUCCGGUCGAAAAGAAAGGUGGUGAAAAUGUUUAUAUUCGUGGUUUUUAUUUUUGCGAUUUGCUGGCUUCCUUACCACGGCUAUUUCCUGUAUGUUUACUAUGACACGGAGAUAAUAUUCAGUAAAUAUACUCAACACGUUUACCUGGCAUUUUACUGGUUCGCAAUGUCAAACGCGAUGGUAAAUCCUUUGAUAUAUUAUUGGAUGAACGCGAGAUUUCGUCAAUAUUUUAAGACAGCGAUUUGUGGCUGGAAAGAGUGUAUUUUGCACAAGAAAUGCAAAGGAGAUGACUCUUCCCUUAACACUGAGUUUCGACAAUCCCAUUCGGGGUUUUAUAGAUCGAGGAAGUCGAAACGAGAGGAAAAGUUAGGAGUCGAUAGUCCAAACAACGUUGCUUCACCGACAACGAAAACUCACGAAUUUGACGAAAGUUUUAAAAGAGACAAAGCGAAAAACACUCAAAGAUGGGUGCGAACGUCGUUUCGAAACGAUAGUAAAAGAACAACCGUCAAUUUAUAGUUAGUUUUGAGAACAGAAUAAUAAAAAGCGGUUGUACGUUAUCCAUUUUUUAAUUAGUUAAUUGUUGCGCAUUGUUACAGUGUAUUGACUUGAAUGUAAAUUCUGUGAUAUUUGAUAACAAUAACAAAAAUAUUUAUUUUUUAAAUAAAUUUACUGCCCUAGUUUAGACACAUUUUUGUUACAGGUAAAAUAAUCAUAUUUGCACCUAAGUUGCAACUUAUUUCGUGAAAUAAAUGAUUGGCGGCCUUGAAGUGAUCUUUAUUAUUAUUUUCGAGUUGGUAUAUCCCAAUUAAAUUUAGUGAAAAACAAAAAAAUGUCAAUUGAAAAAUAAAUUAUAUAGAAUCAACCAUUGUUUGAAGGAUGGUACAAAAUUGGUUGAGACGCUUUAGUUAAGUAACAUUUUUUUAAAUUUUAACUCUUCUAAUAAACAUUUGUUGAUUUUUGUACCAAGAUUGUUUUCAACUGUAUUCAGACAACUUAAAAGACUUAAAUUUACCAGAUCUUAGAAAUUCAACUUUGCAAUCAUUGUUUUCACGACUUUAAAUUUAAAGUAUGUGUUUCUGAAUAUUUUACAAAAAAAUGUACUCAGUUCAAUAAAAAAUAAAAGACGUAA
Molecule: messenger RNA, 2104 nt
Organism: Tribolium madens (black flour beetle)
Lineage: Eukaryota; Metazoa; Arthropoda; Insecta; Coleoptera; Tenebrionidae
Product: tachykinin-like peptides receptor 86C
Exons: 10
Coding region: 196-1491 (431 amino acids)
Biological process (GO): G protein-coupled receptor signaling pathway
Cellular component (GO): plasma membrane
Molecular function (GO): tachykinin receptor activity
Source: RefSeq, a predicted model, not a curated record